AAAUCCAUUCCACAGAUGUCUGAUCAGAUAAAACAGCAGCUGUGGGUUUAUCAGACGGAAUUGACUAAGUAUGAGGGUGGUCCUCCCGUGGAUCCUGUAGGGAAGAGGAAGUACCUUAUUGAGGUGAUAAAACAGUUCAAUUACAAGAUUGAUCUGCUGUGCAGAGGGGAGCUGAAGAAUGAUGAAAAUCUAUUCAUUAACAUGCAAAACAUAUUUGCAAAAUGGUUUGAAAAGCUUGGACACUCCAGGGCAGGUUACCACAAAAUUACCCAAGAUGUGGUCAAUGAAUUUGAUCAGAAGCACAGAGGACGAGAACUUCCAGGUUUCAAUAACUACACUUUAUUUGAAAGUGUAGUUCAGAAACUGGUGGGGGAACUGAAACAUCCAGCUAUGGACACACUACAGAAAAUCAAAGAUCUGGUGCAGAAGCACUUUUUUGUUGUGUCCAAAAACAGCUUUGAGAAUUAUCCUUGCCUUCAGCGUUUUUCAAUGACCAACAUUGAUGCCAUCCAGAAACAGCAGUUAACCACUGUGAUGGACAGGAUCGAGGAGCAGUUUGAGAUGGAGAUGCAGAUGUACACACAGGAUGAAAUCUUUGCCCGAACACUGACGCCAGCACAGAAGGAAACCCCAGGGGAAACUGACUGCUCAGGUUAUGACACCAGGAGCAAGUACCCUGAACUCCUCAAUUCAUACUUUGAGAUCGUGGUGCAGCGACUGGCGGACCAGGUGCCCAUGCUGAUCCGUUACUUCAUCCUGAAGGAGUCAGCCAGGAUCCUGUCCAGUGAGAUGCUGGGCCUGCUGAACAGCGAUGACUUGGACGAGAUGCUGAAGGAGGAAUCAGAGAUUGGCCGGAAACGUGAAGCCUUGAGGGAAAAAGUCAAGCGUCUUGGACUGGCCAAUAACAAGAUCAGUAGCCUCUGGGAUCAGAGUGGUUGACAUUGUGAUGUAACCAACCAGGGCUGAAUAACUGUCCCACAAUCAUUUUACCUGCAAUUAAU
This is a messenger RNA of Oncorhynchus keta (chum salmon), 1001 nucleotides long. RefSeq names its product interferon-induced GTP-binding protein Mx2-like. The annotation marks the transcript as partial. Gene Ontology annotation, cellular component: membrane; microtubule; nucleus. Gene Ontology annotation, molecular function: GTP binding; microtubule binding; GTPase activity. Lineage: Eukaryota; Metazoa; Chordata; Actinopteri; Salmoniformes; Salmonidae. The record is from RefSeq and is a predicted model, not a curated record. Gene Ontology annotation, biological process: defense response to virus. The transcript is spliced from 6 exons.